AGUUUCACUUAAAUGCCUCCCGCUCUACAUAACGGUUGCUUCUGAUGAAUCUCCUGUUCCUUAUUGUAACCUCUGGAUACAUGCGCACAUCUGGCUGUAAGCUCGUCUUUCAAAGGGAUUUCAUAGACCUUCAGUGAGCACCAGGUCUGGUCUGUGAUUAGCGCCCCCUGUGUUGGACCAUGGAGGAAUCUGUGACUGUGACCUGCACUGUGUAGAAUUGUUCUUCAAAAAUGGCAGCAUCUGGAUUCCCUCAGACCCCAAACCUCAACGAAACUCAAGCCAACCACUCACUGGAACAUGGGGCGUCCGUGCACCCUUCUCCCAGCAUGCAGCUGGGUACGAUGUCCAACCCACAGUCCCGUCUCCGCGACGCUAUGGGUCUGGCGGCCAUGGUGACACUAAACGCCGUGGCUCUGUUGGCGAACCUGGCCGUGCUGAUCGUGGUGCUCAAGGCGUCACACUUGAGGAAGUACAGCUUUGUGUGGCACCUUUGCGGCGUGGAUGUGCUUUGUGCAUCCCUCCUUAUGCCCCUUGCCAUUGUGUGUGGCUCGCCAAUCUUCGCUGGGGUCAUCUUCACGCCACUUGAGUGUCGUCUGUAUGUCUUCCUCAAUGCUUUUCUGAUCUCUGCCUCCAUCUUUACGGUGACAGCGAUCAGCAUUGAACGCUACUACUACAUUGUGCACCCGAUGCGCUACGAGGCCAAAAUGACACCCCGUAUUGCUGCUGCGGUCAUGGCGCUGGUCUGGUUGGCGUCUGCUGUCCUUGGGUUGGCCACUGUGUUUGGUUGGCCCAGUUAUCGCCACCAUAGUGCCAUUGCUGCCGCCCAUUGCUCGCUUCACUGGAGCCACAGCGGGCACCGGCGUGUUUUCUCCAUCAUCUUCUGCGUGCUUUGCUUUUGUGUGCCCGCCGCCAUCAUCCUGGCCGUAUAUGCUAACGUCUACAAGGUGGCUCACACGGCCGCCCGCCACAGGGGACCUCUUCCUAGCUGGGUGCCUGCAACACCUCGCCCGAAACACCGCUCUGACUCUGUUAACAGCCAAACCACCAUCAUUGCCAACAACUCAAGUGCCAGGAGAGGGACCGGGACUCAUGCCCCUCGCAGGCCACGCCGGACAGUGGUAGGGGGUAAAGCAGCACUCACGCUGGCUGUCAUAGUGGGACAGUUUGUCCUCUGUUGGUUGCCGUACUUUGCCUUCCAUCUGCAUUUGUCCCUGGACGUCGCCCACAGCUCAGCUGAUGAGGCAGAAGGCCCUGUCACGUGGUUGGCAUACUCUUCUUUCGCCGCAAACCCAUUUUUCUACGGCCUGCUGAACCGCCAGAUUCGAGAAGAGGUGUGCAAGACAAUGUGCUGCUGCUGCCGCUCGCCCAGCAGACCCGCAAGGCCCCCGGCAUCCGGGCACGAUGCCUCGGCACACGAAGACUUCCUGCAUUUUCUGAAGCGCAGCAGCUCGAUGGAAGCCACACGCAGCAGUUACAACACUGCGACUCCCAGGAAUACACUGGACCAAACUGGGUUCAGGAUACCAGGACAGAUCCCUGAGGAACUCACCUAGGCUGCUGCUAGAUGGCAUCCAAUUCUGGUACUUUUAAAUUGGAUUAAAAUCUGGAAUGUUUCAUU
Molecule: messenger RNA, 1618 nt
Organism: Clarias gariepinus (North African catfish)
Lineage: Eukaryota; Metazoa; Chordata; Actinopteri; Siluriformes; Clariidae
Product: probable G-protein coupled receptor
Exons: 2
Coding region: 231-1553 (440 amino acids)
Biological process (GO): G protein-coupled receptor signaling pathway
Cellular component (GO): plasma membrane; signaling receptor complex; endosome
Molecular function (GO): G protein-coupled receptor activity
Source: RefSeq, a predicted model, not a curated record